CUUAAACUAGAUAAACAGCAGAACGCUUGCUAGCAGCGACGCUGACAAAUACGGGCAAGAUAUGUCUCAAAGAUCUAGCUAGCUAGCUAUGCGUUUUAAACUAUGCAUAUUACUGUCCCGUCAAAAUACUGAAUCAUUUAGUUAUCGAGUGUACAUUUAGCUAAAUAGCUAAACGCUAAUUUACUGUCUGAGCAAUGUCUGCCAGACAGUGAAGAGAUUUGCCUUAAUAGUUAACGUUAGCUUGUCUGCUUAUGCUUUAGCCAGCUACAGCUUGCCACAAUGCUUUUUGAUGAUGGCUUCAACUUCCACAGCUGACAUAAAAGUGUGGCAUGAGGGCGACAGAUGCCUCGCUCCCAGCCCCAGAGAUGGCACCCUACUACGAGAGGGGACAAUCCAGAAACUCCCUUACACUUCUCAAGGUGAGGACAUGGCACUGGUGAAGUUCACAGAUCAACAUCAUGAAGAUGAAGAAGAGGAGGCAGUCUUUCCAGUCUGUAAACUCCAGAGACCAGACACAAACCAGUCGUCCACCAGUGUAGUCUCUGCCCAGGAGAAGCCUCUAUUCCUCUGCAGCCAGACACCCCCCGGUCCAUCAGAGCCCUUGGUGUUGUCACAGAGUGGUGUGGCAGUCCCAUACACCAUCAACAGGUACCUGAGGUACUACCAGAAGGAAGGGAUCCAGUUCAUCUAUGACAACUAUGCCCAGUCCAGAGGAUGUAUCCUGGGAGAUGACAUGGGCCUGGGCAAGACCAUUCAGGUCAUUGGUUUCCUGGCUGCUGUGCUGGGUAAAACAGGGACAUGGGAAGACAUUGAGAACAACAGGCCUCAGUUUCUUCUCACUCAGAUACCCACACAGCGAAGCAAAACCCGAAAGGUCCUGUGUAGGUGUUGUAAUGUUAUCCAGGGUUGUGCCCAGGUGUUCCUGAUUGUGGCCCCUCUGUCGGUGCUGUACAACUGGAAAGAGGAGCUGGAGACGUGGGGUCACUUCCUGACCGUGGUGGUCCACGGUCUGAGGAAAGAGGAGGAGCUGGCUCGCAUCCGGAGGGGACGCUCUGAGAUCGCCCUCACCACGUACGAGACCCUACGCCUCUGUCUGGAGCAGUUUAACAGCAUUGACUGGUCUGCUGUGAUAGUGGACGAGGCCCACAAGAUCAAGAACCCUAACUCUCAGAUCACUGGGGCAAUGAAGGAGCUGAGGUGUCUGGUCAGAGUGGGCCUCACUGGCACAAUCCUGCAGAACAACCUGGACGAGCUCUGGUGUGUCAUGGACUGGGCCAACCCUCGUUGCCUUGGCAGCCUGGGUAACUUCAAGAAUAUGUUUUCGGACCCCAUCGAACUGGGGCAGAAGCACAGCGUAACUAAGCGGGCGCUAGCGACAGGCAGGAGGGCGGCCCGGGCCCUGGCUGGGAAGCUCUCCCAUUGGUUUCUCCGGAGGACCAAGGCUCUUAUCAGAGAGCAGCUGCCCAAAAAAGACGACCGGGUGGUGUACUGUUCGCUGACGUCGUUCCAGCAGACUGUGUACCAGGCGGUACUGGACACGGAGGACGUCACCCUGCUCUUGCGCUCCUCAGAGAAGUGCGACUGUCACAGUGGACGCUCCCGCAGGAAGUGCUGCUACAAGGUGAAUGCUCGGGGUGUGCGUGUGACAGACCUGUACUUCAGUUACUUGGCCAUUCUCAGGAAGGUGGCCAACCACGUGGCUUUACUGCAGUCCAAGGGGAACACCAGCAAAAAGCAGGAGCAGUAUGUGAAUGAGAUCUGUGAGAAGGUGUUCCAGAAGUUCCCUGACUUCACAGAGAAAUGCAAGCAGGCAGCAUUUGAGGCCAUGUCAGACCCCAUGUACAGCGGAAAGAUGAAGGUUCUACAGAAGUUGUUGAAACAUUACAUGCAGAGAAAAGACAAAGUACUAUUAUUCUCCCUCUCCACUAAGCUGCUGGACGUGCUGGAGAGCUACUGCAUGGCAGAUGGGCUGGAGUAUAGCAGACUGGAUGGCAACACCAAGUCCAGAGAGAGGCUGAAGAUCGUCAAAGAGUUCAACAGCUGCCCUGACAUCAACCUCUGCCUGGUCUCCACCAUGGCAGGGGGUCUGGGCCUGAACUUUGUGGGGGCCAACAUUGUGGUCCUGUUUGAUCCCACCUGGAACCCUGCCAAUGACCUGCAGGCAAUUGACAGGGCAUAUCGUAUAGGCCAGUGCAGGGACGUGACAGUGUUCAGACUCAUCUCUCUGGGAACAGUGGAGGAGGUCAUCUACCUGCGCCAGGUCUACAAACAGCAGUUGCAGUCUUUAGUGAUGGGUAAGGAGAGUGCCCGGCGGUACUUUGAUGCAGUGCAGGGGCCCGACGGCCAGAAGGGGGAGCUGUUUGGGAUACAGAACCUCUUCAGGCUGCAGACCCAGGGGACCUGCCUCACCAGGAGAAUACUGGAGCGGGAGGGACGAGUGGAGGUGGGAGUAAUGACGGCCAGCACCCACACAGGGGAAGAGGAGGAGAGGAAGAGCGAGAGCGAGGCUGGGGAGGUUUCCGCAAGGGACCACUGUGAACUGGGCAACGGAGGGGCGAUCGGCAGUGUAGGGGCCUCGAGGAUCCCCAGGGGAACAACCAGGGGGGUACUGGACUUCAGCAGUGGCAGUGAGGAAGAGGGGGGACGGGGGGGCAGGAGUAAGGUGGAGAAGGGGAACACUACCCUUCCUGGCCGACUCAGUCUCCUACAGCAUGGCUUCUCUAGGUUGCUCCAGAGGUCAGGGGUCAGGGCUGGGUCAGAAUCAGGGAAGCAUAGCCAGAGUGAGGGGGGAAGGAGUGAUUCUGAGGAUGACAGUGAUGAAGACACUUCUGCCGUGGCACCAAAGGGCCUCAGCACCGCAGGAAGUGGGGGCCCCCAGACCCCUACAUUGGCCCCCAAGGGUGGGAACCACCUGGAUGCAGCUCCUCUGAAGAACGACUGGGACGUCUCCAGUGGCUCUGAGAGAGAGGGAGAAAGGAAUGGGGGGAGAGGGGAUGGACAGAGGGGGCGAGACCAUGAUCCUGUUACACUGUCAGGAGAGAGUGAUGACAUGGGGAGAAAAAUACCAAAUCUGAAACGAGGAAUAAGGAGGAAGAGGCGGGUGGAGGAGGACAGUGAUGAUGAUUCACCCCCCUCCGGCGGAGGCAAACGAUCUAACACUAAAACUCCAGUUUCCAGAAUGCACCAGGUGGUGUUUGACUCUGAGUCUGAGGAUAUUGACAUAAACAUUGAGGAGCUAAUCAGACCUUGUGCACAAACUCAUGUGCUUAAGAGACCCACAGCACACCUGAGAAGGAGGGAGAUGGGGAGAGCUGGUGGUAGUAAGAGAGAGACCAGCAACAGACCAGUAGACCAGAGUAGAAGAACCAGACAGGCAGAGGACAUUGAGACUUUUACCUCCUCAGACGAAAACCACACUCCAGUCGAAAGAGUCCGAUCUGUAACAGCUCCACAGAACCACAAUCAUGGCCCAGACCCACAGACAGACCAACACGGAGCGGGGGCGUUUACAGGUCUGAAAAACCCAAAAGCGAACGAGACUGUCCCGUCUGCCAAAGGACCGCCCUGUGGAACAAUUGACAAUGUGUUAGGUGGUGUACGGGAGGUGGUUUACACCCACUCUAACCAACAUGUGGUGGGCGGGAGCAAGGCCGAAGAGCGAAUCAGCAGAGCCGCUCUCAGAGACGUGUUUGAGCGCAGGAGGUUCUCCCAGCUUCCAGCCAAUGAACUCCGGGACACACAGGAGACCCAGCCUGAACACACUCCACCAUUCCAUACUUCCCAUAAUGAUGUUGGUUGGGUGGGAGCAGUGCACAGACCCAGUGUGGACCACCCAGUCACACACACCAUCAGGAGCGUCCACCACCCCACCCAACACACCACCGUCAUUAUUGGAGAGACCCCCAGAACCAUCCGAAGGCAGCAGCUGGAGGAGAUGGCGUGUGUAUUUGGAUCCGGUUCAUUGAGACAGUUUGCUGAGGAGGUUCUGAGGCGUACCUCUGCCCAGAGACUGGCUCAGCUACGACAGUACUACACUGACCAGGGCCCUGAGGUGGCUUCCAUCAUCAGGGAGAACUUCGCAGAACCACACACAGCCCAGCCCAAAGUUGACAGGACAGCCUCAAAGCCUUCCUCCUCCUCUACAACCAAACACAGACCCAGCUCCAAAAGGAACCAGAGAGUUGCUCUAGAACCCCAAGCAGCACCUAGAACCCCACAUAGGUCCGUUCCAGAACCCCAGAGGGAUGAUCCCUCUUCUGAGGAGCAGAGGGUCCGGAACACCAGAGGAGGGAAGAAGAAGAAGAGUGGUAAUAGUGGAAUGUCCAGAGCUGCUCAGUGCUCCAGCUCAGACCUGGACAGUAGUAGGAGUAGUCCUCUGGGACCAGGGGCCUCUGGAGCUCAACCCGUUUCCUCCUCCUCUUCUUCAGCUCUCAUCCAUUCCCAGGCUAAGCCCACAGCCAGCCCUCAGAAAGGGAGGAGCAGCCUGCUGUCCUCCCCCAGGAAGAGUGAGGCUGUGAGGAGGCAGCGGUACAGAGCUCAGCCUUCCUCUCCCCCCAACCAGCAGGUCCUCCUCACAGAGCUGCUAGGAGACACCUCCAUCCUGGACGACCUGCUGCGACCCAGAAGCAAGGCCUCCUCAGACACUCAGAGGGGCUUCCCAAAAACCCCUACCUCACGGGCUGUCUUUACACCCACUUCUCACUCUGCCACACCUGCCUCCUGUCACCCUACAACGCCUCCCAAACCGCCCAGCACACCCCACCCUCGGCCCCUGACAAAACCCGUCCCAGGCCCUUCUUCUACUACUACUCCCCCCUCUCGAUCCGUCACCACACCCCUCACACACCCCAUUACGCCACUUUUCUCUCUAGCCCCUGAGAGGUCAAAGAACAGCCACAGAGACUUCUGGGACAUUUUGGAGGAGGGUAACGAGGAUAGGAUCAACAAACUGACGGACCUGUCGGAGGUAGAGCGGGUGUGCGAGAGUGCUAGCGUCAGGGCCAGAGGAGGAACAGGGGGAGGAGAGGAGAAAGGGAAUACGUCACUCUGGAAGAGGAACGACAAGUUCCUGUGGAAGAAGUGAUUCUGGGGGAGACAUGACGACAUGCAAAUGUAUUUUGCGUUCGACUUUUAUUAUUCUUAUGCUUUAAAAAAAAAAAAAUGAAAAAUGUAAUCGUUUUGGUUACUGUAACCUAUCAUGAAAUUAUAGAUAGAUAAAUACAUGUGUGUAAGUCAACCAUGUAGACAAACCAUGUGUGUGCGUGCUCAUGUAUGUUUGUGCAGUAUGGAAAUGUACAUUGUAAUUCCGAAAGUUAAUGCCAUUGUGCCAUUGACAUGGGCCAGACACGUUCUGACUGUGUCAGUGGUGGUAACCCAAGUUUCCUGCUGAACUAAUUAGUGACCACCAGCCUGAGAAUCUCAUGUCUGGCCACUUACAUGGCCGGACCCUUGGUGGUCCUAAUAAGAAUCUCCCAUUUAAAUUAGACACUACCUGUCAUUUCGAGCCCCCCCCCCCCCCUUGUUCACUCACACUCUGUCUCUUUAUCUGUGUUUCUGUCUUCCGCAAGGCUUUGACUAGUUUUCCUAUAUAUUCUUUCUCAGUAGACGGUGUGUACGGGAAGUGGGCCAGGGGCUGUUUGGGGGCAGGGCCUGUGGUGGGGGCAUGUCUGAACGCUCCUUCCCACAUCAGUACUCUGCAAAAUGACAGGCUGUGGUUGGGCUCAGCUCUGCUUCUAAUGGCCUCAGAGUGGAGGCCGCUGCUGCACCAUUAGAGCAUUAAAGAGGUAAAAGGGAGGCUGAGAAAAGAGCUGCCCCCCCCCCCCCCCCCCAUUACCCUCAUCCCACCACAGGCACCCUAUUCCCUAUAUAGCGUACUAGUUUUAACCAUCACCCAUAGGCACUAUAUAGGGAACAGGGUGCCAUUUUGAAUGGGCCCACAAACCAUCAGACUGAUGCUUCCCUUCACCUCACAGGCUGUCAUCCACUGACUAUUGCAGAUGUGCAGUGUAGUUGUGCACCUACAGUCUUUUGCAUAUAGAGAACCAGUAGGAUUUGGAUGUGCCCCAUCUGUGGGUCCUGGCCCACCAUUUUGGGGACCGCUGCUGUAUACCAUCUCUGAUAGUUACUGUAUAGGUGUGUGUGUGUGUGUGAGAGAGAGAGAAAGCCACGCAGCUGUUUGACCUCUCAGCUGAGGUAGGCAGAGCCCCUAAGGGUGCAGCUCUGUUAAUGUGUUUUGUUUAGCUGAAAUGAGAAAGUGCGGAUAGCUAUCAAUAAACAACAAGACUAAUACGUGCCUCAACAGAACACUGCUCCGCUGCCAAAGCUGUGUGUGUAGCCCUUCUGGGUGGUAGAUGGUGCACACAGACAGGCCCACACAUCUGCCACGCCUGUUCAAAUCCGAGACUGAGGUGAAUAAAAAAAGCCCUUUCUAUAUCUCUUUCCUCCUCAAACUCACGCCACGAACAGAUUCCCAUCUACCUCCCCUCCCCUCUUUGCUCGGUCUGGUUCAAGUGCAAUGACAGUCAGGCUUAAGGUUUUAGAAAUGUACAAAUGCACUAAAUGAUUGUAAAGAAUUGGACACCUCUACAGUACAUCAUGCCCCAAUGAUUCCCAAUGUUGUCCUGUAUAAAAGCCAUCUUAAAGGAUUGCAGCUCUUCAGCGACGUGAGAAACGCAAACCGAGUGCUGCUCUGUCCUCUGGAUGGAUGACAAUAAAUAAAAACAGGUGGAACAUGUUUAGCAAGAGGCACUGAGGACUAAAAGACACAAGUACAAGAGUCAAAGAGUUGUGUGGGUUCACUGGAUUAUGGGUCCACUUGUGUCUACCAUCUUUUCACUCUGUUUUGCUGUAUUUUGUUCCCUAUUUCGGGCAUCACUUUUGACCAAAAAUGGACUGCUGGCUUUUUCUAAAUUCCCCAUUAGGGUCUUUUCUCUGUGUCAUGGCGGUGAGAGGACUUUCUGGAUUCCACUGUCACAAUUACCCAAGUGUCUGUCCAUCCAUCUGGCUGGCUGGGUUUACUUGCAGAAGGUCAGGGAGAGACAGACAGAGCGUGUGGUUUGAUUGGUGAAAGAUAGGCCAAUGGAGGCCUUUCCUCUCAGGCUUCUACAGAGAUAGAAACGACAAGUAACUGCCAAAAUAAAGGAAACACUUGAGUAAAUGGGGGAUGCAAAGUAUAUUGAAAGCAGGUGCUUCCACACAGGUUUAGUUCCUGAGUUAAUUAAGCAAUUAACAUCCCAUCAUGCUUAGGGUCAUGUAUAAAAAUGCACAGUUGCCCAUUAUUUUGGCUACCAUGGCUGGAAGAAGAGAUCUCAGUGACUUUGAACGUGGGGUCUCAAAGGAGCAUAGGAGGUUUAACGGGUGUGUGUGUGUCAAUCACCAGAUCUCAACCCAGUUGAAAACUUGUUGGAAAUUCUGGAGUGGCGCAGGAGACCGUGUUUUCCAACACCAACGCCAAAUGAUGGAAUUUCUUGUGGAAGAAUGGUGUCGAAUUCUCCAAUAGAGCUCCAGACGCUUGUAGAAUCUAUACCAAGGUGCAUUGAAGCAGUUCUGGCGCCUCGUGGUGGCCCAACGCCCUAUUAAGACACUUUAUGUUGGUGUUUGUUUUAUUUUGGCAGUUACCUGUCCGUCUGCUGUAUUGGCGCUCGCAGCUCUUCAUGAGGAACUAAGAAUUUGAGAAAAGAAGGCGAUGGUAACCUUGGCAGAAUGUGGUAUUUUUUGCCCCUCUGUAGCAUUGUUUUCAUUUAAUGUAUUUUGCAUGUGGAUGUAUAAGUCAUUUAAAUAAUGCAUCAGCUGCUAUUAGCCCCCCCCCCCCCAAAGAAGAAAAAAUAUUCCUGAAAUCGUCUGUCCAUCCAACCAUUCCUCCCUUCUCAUUAUUGUCGGGUUCAUUCAGCGAUUUCAGUUAUUUUCCCUUAUCUCCUCACCCACUUACAUUUCCCUCCUUAUGCCUCCCUUUCUCAGUCCUCUAUAUCUUUUUGCUUGACAUAGUGUUUACCAUCUUCUCCCUUCCCUUUUUGGUUGAAUGUUACUCAAAAUCAUGUGUGUCUGUGUGUGUGUAAGUGUCUAUUCUAUACUAUAGUGUUACUGUGUAUGUACUACGUUUAGUACUACUAAACUCUAAAAACGUCCCUUUUUCAGGACCCCGUCUUCCAAAGAUAAUUUGUAAAAUUCCACAAACUUCACAGAUCUUCAUUGUAAAGGGUUUAAACACUGUUUCCCAUGCUUGUUCAAUGAACCAUAAACAAUUAAUGAACAUGCA
This is a messenger RNA of Salvelinus fontinalis (brook trout), 8254 nucleotides long. It is a transcript of the gene ercc6l2, whose product is annotated as excision repair cross-complementation group 6-like 2. Bases 290 to 5083 code for a protein of 1597 amino acids. Gene Ontology annotation, molecular function: ATP-dependent chromatin remodeler activity; ATP binding. The transcript has 20 exons. The record is from RefSeq and is a predicted model, not a curated record. Lineage: Eukaryota; Metazoa; Chordata; Actinopteri; Salmoniformes; Salmonidae.